UACAAAAACGUCUGCUACGGAGCUAUAACGUGAGGUACAAGGCCUGAUGAGCAGAGUGCAGGCCAUCAGGGACCACCGUGGUAAGGACUGCCGUUUCCUGAGCUUCAGAAAGGGAGACACCAUCUUUGUUUACCACAAACUGUCAGGAAAGAGGGAAGACCUCUGGGCAGGCAGUAUUGACAAACAGUUUGGCUAUUUCCCAAAGGAUGCCGUGCAAGAGGAUCAGGUUUAUGCUGCUGUGGAGAAAGUAGUGGAAACACAGAAAUCUGAUUUCUUCUGUAUGGAUGAGUUUGGUUAUCCAAUUGACUCCAGUCAUCUGGACAGUGAUGAUGAUAAGGAUGAUGACAAUCCCAAAAUCCAGAACCAGGAGUCAGAAAUCACUCAAACCACUCCACACACCGUCGCCACAAAUGCUGAAAGCCCUUCAACGUCUGAAGAUCCCUCUACAGAGUCUCCAGUUCCAGCACAGGACGCUGACGGCACGUCGACAGAAGAGGCGGAAAACAAAAACGCUAGGGAUGCUGCUGUCGGGAUUCACGAGGAAGCACGGGAGACUCCUGCGCCUCUGAACGAACAAGGUGGGUCUGCCCCCUCUUCCUGGCUCGGUUCUUCCGUGACAGGAUGGUUAGGUCUGGCUAAAGAGGAAGAAGCUGGCAAUUUGGCUGAAGGAGAGAAUAAAGAUGAGAGAAAAGAGAUGCAGGCCGAAGCUUCUGUCGCUUCUUCAGUGACAGGGUGGCUGGGGUUUGGAGGAGAAGGAAAACCUGAUGAUGUCGUGAAUAUUGUGGAAGAAGACGGAGAAACUGCUGAUUCUUUCACUUCAACCAUGACUGGGUGGCUUGGCUAUGGAGGAGAGAAAAAAACAGAUCAUCCGGCAAAAGAAGAGCAAACAGAAGAACGAGAAGAUGAUGAAGAACCAGCGGAGACAUUCAGGAGUAGAAGGAUGUCUCUGGACCUAGAAGGCAGCCAAUUACAUGAAGAGGAGAAGAAAGAGAUGGGGACAUUGGGUUGGCUAGGUAACAGGCUGUCAAGCACGCUGGGGUUUGGCCUGACCAAUCAGGAGUCAGGGCAUGAGACAACACCUGAAAUAGAGGCCAAGGAGACAAUCCAGGAGAAGGUAGAACAGCCAGCGUCUGGUUCUUGGUUGGAUAUAGGGAUCAAGGACAUUUUAGGCUUCGGGAAAGACAAGGGUGAAGUUGAUGAGGGUACAGGAAGCGAUUUUAAGGAGACAGAAGAGGACAAAACCUUAGAACAACCAACUGGCUCAGAGAAUGUGAAUACUAGUCAAUUACAACCCCAAGAAACUAGCAAUGAAUCAAAGGUGGGAGAAACUCCAAAGGAUCAAAAUGCCCCAUCAGAGAUCAGAGUCAACGCUGACAGUAAUAAUAACGAUAUAGGUACUUCAGACAGCAGCAAGGAUAGUGUCCUACCUAAAGAUGCAGCAUCCAAGGUAGAUGAGAAAGAUAUUUCUCCUCAGACCAUGGAGAGUAUGCAGGGUAAAGAUCAUCAGAUGCCCAAAUCGAUAGCUAAUGAGGGUGGGGAUAAUAACAGAGAGCCAGGAGAAGAAGAAAGUAAAACUGCAAGCGGCACUGAUCAGGGUUUUUUGACCCAAUCUGACAUCAAUUCAGGGCCUGACUUGAGUUUUGUGGAUUUAAAUAUAAACUCCAUUGGACAAUCUGUAGGCGAGGAUGAGAAGGAAAACACAGAGGACGUGGUUGGGGAAGGGCCCGAGAUCCCAAAUCAGAUCGACAACACAGAAGGAUCCACCGAUACGUCUGUUCCUGGCGCUGGUAGUGAUGGUCAUGAAGGUGAAGGGAAUAAUACAGAAACAGAUGUACUCCACCGGGAAGUUUCCACGACUCAGACUGAUGACUCAGCAGAAGAAAGUCGGGUCAGCGGCGGAGCGGGAGAAAGCAGUGGAAAGAGUCAGCCUUCUUUCUUAUCACCAGGCACAGCCAGGGAGAGAAAUGAACCUACCUCCGAUGAGGAUAACACUUUACCGGCUCACAGUGUAGAAAUGACCGUUGAUCAUUUCGAUUCACUAGCUAUGAAUGACAAUAACACAGCAAUAGAGACACAUCAGGGUGAGUUAGGAGAGGUGGGCAUCUCUCAGGAGUUUGGUUCAGCUCAUUCUACUAAUAGAAGUACUGAAACUAUGUAUGACAAUGCCUCAGAGGAGGACAGAAGAACAUUUUCCACUAGUGAGAGCACAAGACAGAUGGAAGACAAUGCAGACCAGGACUCUGUGUCUCCAGAUAUGCAACAGGGACACACACAAAGUGACGGUGAUGCACACGAGCUAAAGGAGACUGUAGAAGAAACUGAGAGAGACGGUGAAAACAACCUCCAGCCAGUUCAAACGGAGACAACAGAGUUUCAGAAAUACAUAUUGAAUGAAAGUGGUCUCAAGUCAGCUAUAGGCUCUGAAACAGAGACUGAGACAGAGGAAGUGGAGGAGUCAAAGGAAGAGGAAAAGCUGGGGGGGAUAGGAGAGUUAAAGAAAGAGGAGAAACAGAGGGAAGUGAAGGAGAUAAAGGAAGAGGGGAAACUGGAAGUAAAAGAGAUAAAGGAAGAGGGGAAACAGCAAGAAGUGAAGGAGACAAAGGAAGGGGUGAAACAGGAGGAGAUAGAAAAGUUAAAGGAAGAGGGGAAACAAGAAGUAAAGGAAGAGGGGAAACAGGAAGUAAAGGAGAUAAAGGAAGAGGGGAAACAGGAGAUAGAAAAGUUAAAGGAAGAGGGGAAACAGGAAGUAAAGGAGGUAAAGGAAGAGGUUAAACAGGAGGAGAUAAAAAAGUUAAAGGAAGAGGGGAAACAGGAAGUAAAGGAGAUAAAGGAAGAUGGAAAACAGCAAGAAGGGAAGGAGAUAAAGGAAGAGGGAAAACAGCAAGAAGGGAAGGAGAUAAAGGAAGAGGGGAAACAGCAAGAAGUGAAGGAGAUAAAGGAAGAGGGGAAACAGCAAGAAGUGAAGGAGAUAAAGGAAGAGGGGAAACAGCAAGAAGAGAAGGAGAUAAAGGAAGAGGGGAAACAGCAAGAAGUGAAGGAGAUAAAGGAAGAGGGAAAACAGCAAGAAGGGAAGGAGAUAAAGGAAGAGGGGAAACAAGAAGUAAAGGAGAUAAAGGAAGAGUGGAAACAGGAGGAGAUAGAAGAGUUAAAGGAAGAGGGGAAACAGGAAGUAAAGCAGAUAAAGGAUGAGGAGAAACAGCAGGACAUGAAGAAGAUAAAGGAAGAGGAGAAACAGGAAGUAAAGGAAAUAAAGGAAGAGGGGAAACAGCAAGAAGUGAAGGAGACAAAAGAAGAGGAAAAGCUGGGGGGGAUAGAAGAGUUAAAGAAAGAGGAGAAACAGCAAGAAGUGAAGGAGAUAAAGGAAGAGGGGAAACAGCAAGAAGUGAAGGAGAUAAAGGAAGAGGGGAAACAGGAAGUAAAGGAGAUAAAGGAAAAGGGGAAACAGGAGGAGAUAGAAGAGUUAAAGAAAGAGGAGAAACAGCAAGAAGUGAAGGAGAUAAAGGAAGAGGGGAAACAGCAGGACGUGAAGAAGAUAAAGGAAGAGGGUAAACAGGAAGUAAAGGAGACAAAGGAAGAGGGGAAACAGGAAGUAAAGGAGACAAAGGAAGAGGGGAAACAGGAGGAGAUAGAAAAGUUAAAGGAAGAGGGGAAACAGGAAGUAAAGCAGAUAAAGGAUGAGGAGAAACAGCAGGACAUGAAGAAGAUAAAGGAAGAGGAGAAACAGGAAGUAAAGGAAAUAAAGGAAGAGGGGAAACAGCAAGAAGUGAAGGAGACAAAAGAAGAGGAAAAGCUGGGGGGGAUAGAAGAGUUAAAGAAAGAGGAGAAACAGCAAGAAGUGAAGGAGAUAAAGGAAGAGGGGAAACAGGAAGUAAAGGAGAUAAAGGAAGAGGGGAAACAGGAGGAGAUAGAAGAGUUAAAGGAAGAGGAGGAACAGCAGGACGUGAAGAAGAUAAAGGAAGAGGGUAAACAGGAAGUAAAGGAGACAAAGGAAGAGGGGAAACAGGAGGAGAUAGAAAAGUUAAAGGAAGAGGGGAAACAGGAAGUAAAAGAGAUAAAGAAAGGGGGAAAACAGCAAGAAGUGAAGGAGAUAAAGGAAGAGGGGAAACAGGAGGCGGACAAGUUAAAAGAAAAGAAGAAACAGGAGAAGGUGGAGGAGAUAAAAGAAGAGGACAACCAGGAGGAGGAAGAGUUAAAGGAAGAGGGAAAGCAGGGGGAGGAAAAAGAGUUAAAUGAAGAGGAGAAGAAGGUGGAGAUAAAGGAGGGGAAGAAGCAGGAAGAGUUCAAAGAAAAGGAGAAGCAGCAGGAGAAAAGGGAAGAGUUAAAGGAGGUUGAGAGAGUAAAGGAACAAGAGAAGAAAGAGGGUGAAGAAAAGCAAGUACAGUCUCAUUUGGAGGUAUUAAUGGAAAACAGCAUCCCUUCUUUAUCUCACACUCAGAAAGCCACUGAAAGCCCAGAGUCAGAGAGCAACAGCUCUGUGUUCUCCGAAAUGCCCACAAAGACUCAAAAGAGACAGGCCGAAAACCCACAGAUGGACGAAGAGAAGAGAGAGGGGGAAAACAAGAAACAGGAGGAGGUUAAGGAAAAGCAGGAGACGGAGAAUUUGGAGGGGGAGAGGAAGAACAAAGGGAAAGAAGGGAGCCUUAAAUGUUCAAAUGAGCUUUGUCCUCAAGCUAGUGGAGACACAUUUGUGGGGGUCAAAGAUGGAAAAGAUUCUGCAAAUACGUUGAGCUCAAUAGAUGAGGGGACAAAGGAGACAGGAAAGCAAAACCCAGUGGCAGACAAUGAUCAAAUAUUAGCAGAUAGGACAGGAGUGAGUCAGAUGGUACCAGCUGACGACACGGAGAGAGAUGAGGAUGAAGAAAAAAAAGAUGAUGUUGCUAAGGCCGAUGAGGGGAGAGAAGAGCAGGUUGAGCAGAAAAACAAUGAUCUGCUACAUUCAGGGGAGAGUGGCCGAAACAUCCUUCCUAAUCAACUUUCCCUUAGUCAGACAGCUGAGAACAAAGAAGAUGAUCAAUUAUAUUCCAGUGAGGCAGACAACACUGAGCGUUCUGACGACAGUGUGCUCCGUCAGGGAGAUAAAACUAAGUCUGAAGACACUGAAACCAGCAGCAAAGGGAUUUCCACUGAGAAGGAAACUGAGCAAAUACACUCUGAUUAUGUGAUAGACACGGUGGAGGACACUGACAGGGAAGAGAGGGAGAUCAGCGUGAAGCAUGAUGAUGUAAGGGUGAAUGAGGGCAGAGAUCUGAGUACAGGUGGUACUGUAUUCAGGACAGAGGACGGUAUGGAGGUUUCCGUUUCGUCCAGUGACCCUGUUGAAAGCCAGGCCGUGACAUGUGAACAAACUGCUCCUCAACAUGCAUCCGGUUCUUCACAUCUGUCUGACGGUCUUAAUAAAGGAGCAGCAGAGACUGGAAGUGGAGGAGCAUUCGGCCUUUUCGAAAACGCCUUUAGCUUUUUUAGCCAAACGCCUGUCACCGAAACUACGGAAUCCUCAGAAUCUGCCCCAAGUUUGGAUUCUAACACAGGUGAGACAUCCGAGGCACAAGCCUCUCUCCCUCCCGAACAAGAACGGGAUUCAACCCCUGGUUCGAGUCAGGUUUACGUGCAAGAUUUGCACACAGACUCUCCCAUCACCUUGUCACAACAGCAGCUGCAGCCUCUCUUUACAGAGACCCAGGCGUCAUCUCCUCCCCCGACGCAGACCCGUUCUCAUCCCACAGAAAGCCCCAUCCAAACAAAAACCCUCACCAAACAUUACAAGAACCUUCUCAUCUACAUGAGCGCGGACGAGACGACUAUUAUGAUGGAGCUCUUUGGACGACACAAGCUGCAGUUUUUGGAUUACGUUUUAGGAAGCUCAGAAACCACGACCGAUGACCCCGACAAUGACGAAUCGAUAUUGUUGGAUAUAGAAAGACUUCUGCGUUAUCACAGGGAGACGCUGGUCGCUCCUAGCGUGAGGCUCACGGAUGCACCACAGGAGGACAAAGGAAAGACCACAACGCUCAUCGCACUUCAGAAGCUAGAAAUGCUGUUGGCGAGAGUGAGAGAGACUUUCAACACAGCCGAGGCCAGCUGUGUUGGUGAAUCCUGUUUGACUCACAGUAAAGAUAAGGAAACGGCCACCGAGGAAGAUCCUUCUGUGAGCCUGGAUAACCACAUCCCAAGAGAUGAAUGGAUGGGGCUGGAUGAAGAGAAAGACGGACGAUUGAGCGGAGGCACAGGAAAAGAGAGGGUGACUGAGGUUCAGACAAAAGAAGAGAAGGGAAAAAGAAGUGGAGGAGAGAGAGUGUCCCCUGAGUCCCGUCCUCACAUUCAGACAGGAUCACCACAGUCCCUGGAAGGGGUAAUAAAUCAAAUUCUGGACUUUGUUCAUCAGAUCGCUGACGAUUCAACUACUCAUGUUUGUGCAGUGACAGAGCUCCUCAUAUGGCUUACUGAACAGGUUGUAUCGACACUGCCUGAUGACAUCAGACCCGGGCCAGACCUGUAUGGGGUGCCAUGGGAACCAGUCAUCAUCACCAGUGUGGUGGGGCUGGUGACAAUGCUGUUGUUUACCUGUAGAUGUUAUAGCUCUUUCAAAAGCAGAAUGUAUCGAGUUAAAGAGCGGCGGAUGGCUGAGCAUGUUGCGCAGCUACUGGAUGAGAAGUGUAAAGUCCUUGAGACUCUCAGCAAAUGUCAACAAGAGUAUGAUGACCUGGAGAGCUCACUGAGGGACAGUGGUGUCUUGGCCCAAACUCAAAAGACAGAACAUCUUGAGGUUAAAGCCACACAGUUGGAACAUGCCAAAAGGGAGCUUGAUAGGGAUCUUGAACAGCUAAAGGAUCAACUGGACCAACAGAGAGAACACAGGAUAGAGCAAGAAAAGAGGAUUGCAGUGCUUGAAGAAACCAUGAAAACAUUUGAAGAAGAAACCAAUGACCUCCAGUUACAGGAAGAGCAGGCACAGACCACUCUGAAAGUGUACAAUAUGAACAGUGACAGACUACAGAGGAAUCUGGAAACAGCUGGAGAGGAGAACACACUGCUACAGGAGAGCAAUGCUCAGUUGGGGCAGCAGGUGGAGGGAUGGGCAGAAAGAGUAAGUGAGUUGGAGGCGGAGAUGAGCAGGUGUGAGGUCGCCCACAGGGGGAUGCUGCAGGACGUGGCCAACAAGGAUGAGCGUAUAAUGUCCUUGACAGAUCGGCUGCUGAGCAUGAAAGCUUGGGAUUCAGACCUGGAGGAAGAGGCAGAUGGGGAAGGAGAAGGGAAGGAGGCGUCCAAUGGUACAGCAGGGAGAGGAGAGGAGAAUGGAAGAGGAGACAUUUUGGACACACAAGGCCAUCUCCAGAAAGUCCAGAAACUUAUCUAUGCUGCUAAGCUGAAUGCAGACCUCAAAUCAGUAGAUGAAGACAAAGACCGAUUAUUUGCCAAACUGAAUGAUGAAGUCAAAGCUAAAGAAGACUUGCAAGUGAGAAUUGAGGAGCUGGGUAAUGAGAAAUUAUCUCUGCAGUCGGACACUGAGCAGUACUCAGAUCAGGUCCAAAGAUUACAACAGAAACUCCAGAUUAUGACAGAAAUGUACCAGGAGAAUGAGCUUAAGUUACACAGGCUGCUGACAGUGGAGGAGAAGGAGCGCGUGCAGAAAGAGGAGAAGUUAAAUAAAGCCGACAAAAACAUCACCAUGGCCAUGGAAGAACUCAGCAACUAUAGACAACGAGCAGGAGAGAUGGAGGAGGAGCUGGAGAAAACCAAACAGUCUUACCAGACUCAAAUAUCGGCACAUGAGAAGAAGGCGCACAAUAACUGGCUGGCAGCCCGAGCAGCAGAGAGAGAGCUAGCAGACAUCCGGAGAGAGAACGGCCUCUUCAGACAGAAGCUGACAGACACACAGUUUAAACUGGACGCCCUUGACAACGAUCCCUACGCCUUGGACAGCCUGGCUAGACCACUGCCUUUCAGAGCUGAAAGGUCACCGUACGGCCCAUCUCCUCUGGGUCGACCUGCAUCUGAAACCAGAGCUUUUCUUUCUCCUCCUACAUUAAUGGAUGGACCACCUGCUAGACUGUCUCCACGAGUGUCUCGGGGUCCAGUGGAGCCCCCAGGUGGCCAAGGAGAGAUGGAGCGGAGUGGAGGUCCUCAUUCAGACAGUGGCUCAAUCUCUCCAACAUGGGAGAGAGAUCGUAGGGGCCCCCCACCAGGACCCCCAGGCUAUAUGUUCCCAGAACAAGGAGGUCCGAUGUACAGGAGACCUCCUCCCGGAGCUCUGGGUCUCUUGCCUCCACCCGGCCCUCUCCAUCCUAGGGGUCUCCCCCCAUUACCUCCUCACCCUGCAGACAUGGCGGAUGGCUCAUACAGAGAAAACAGCCAUGGGCCUGGUGAACAGGAACACAGAGAGUCGGGUCCUGGUGACCGAAGGACUCCCCCUGAAACGGAUCCAAGGAUGGGGGGCGCACCCCCACCUGGACCCCCGAUGGGGCCAAUGGACGGUCCCUUUCCCCGUAGAUCCCCUUAUGGACCACGACCUCCUGACUUUUACCCUCCUAGGGGACCUGGGGGCCCUCCCAUGAUGCCUAUGUGGGCCCCUCCUCCUGCAGGGAUGAUGUUCCCUCCUCGUUUCCCUCCAGGUGGACCUCCUCAUCCUCACUACGCUCCCCCCAUGCGGCCCCCUUUGCCCGACGGCCACCUACAUCCUUCCAUGGGUCCUCCCCCUCCUCAGCAGUCCUUCCCCUCCCCGCCACACAGCCAGUCGCCAGAGGAGCACACGCCCUCGCCUGAAGACGCCAUUUGAGCCCGACCAGGUUUUCCACUUGAGCUGUGAGAUGACGUGUUUGUGGUUAAAGUUGAACUCAGCGGUAGACAGAUGGUUGGCCAGGUUGCGGUUUUCCAUCUUCCCAGGAUGUAUUUAAUGAAGAGUGUUAGCGCAGCCUUCAUUAGCCCACUUUGUUGCCGUUUGUUUGCUUGGGCCCCGUCUUUCUGCUCUUUUAACAUCCUCUCUCUUUCUUCUGCUCGGUCACUUGUCUUUUUUUUUUUUUUCCUUCUGGUACUCUCGCUCUGCCCAAUCAUCCAUCUACAUCACCUGUGAAGUGUGUGUGUGUCUGUGUGUGUGUCUGUGUGUGUGUGUGUGUGUGUGUGUGUGUGUGUGUGUGCCACACACAAAUUUUCUUGUUUGCUUGACAAUGCCAGAAAGGUUUUUAAUGGUACUUGCUGUGUGGCUGAGAAUGUGAGAGUGUUUUACGGAUGGCAUGAGUCAAUAUUUCAUCCCAGUGGCACAGAAAGAAAUCUAAAUGAUCAUGGGCUAUCAGGGAAGAAAUGCAUCUUUUAAGGUCUAAUACAAUAUAUUUUAUUAUACCAAACACUCUUGCUAUUGUCACCAUAGUUUUAAAAACGUAGCCCUUCAGCAUCUACGAAGUUGACCUAAAUCAGAUCACCUCAGAUCUUGUUUUGUCUGUGAAUGAACUGAGAUGAUCUUAAACACUAAAUAUUCCCUCAGAGGUAAAAGGAGUUUCUUAAAAUAUAAUUAAAGCGCAUAACUGAAUUUCACUGACUUCCCUGUGGGAUUUCGCCUUCCUCAACAAAGCUAUUAUUUCAAACAGCAGCAAGUAAAUCAUGCUUUUGAUUAUGUUACAGUGACUUGCAUAUGGCCUAAGCUUGAAAAAAAAAGUGGCUUAUUGUAGCCGCUUGUAUUUUGUCGAAGUAAACUGUGACUCAUCGUGGCAGUCACAGAGCGGUGAUUAAAUGGACUGACUGGAAGAGACCCUCAGAGCCAGAAAGAUCGCACCCAUGUAAAUUUUGUAAAAAAUAAAAGUGAUUAUUAAUAGAUAAAUAAAGACAAUGUCAAAUUGUCAAUGUCUCCAUAUUUCACUAAUGUAUUAAUGUUCAAUUUGUUGUGCAACUCAUCAGCGGCCACCAGGGGUAACAGAGCAUUGGAAUAUAAUUGGAGGUCAGAUUUGGGUAGUUAUCAGUGUUUUCUAUAAUACUGUACAUGACAUGCAAUGAUGUUUUAAAUAUGGUAAAUAUAUAAUGACAAAUUGAAAAAUGUUUAAUUUACUGUAACCAGGAUUGUACAGCACAAUUCAUAUGUAACGAUCUCUACCUAAACUACCCGAACAAGCUCUUGUGAUGUCAUUUUAAACAUUUACAGAACUUUUAUUUAAAGGUGAACAAAACAUUCUGAAAAUAAAUUUGCGACUCCAAGUUUAAAUUACAAGACUUGUGUACACUGUAUAUCAUUUGGUUGUUUGUAGAUCAACUGAGCGCAUAUUCAGAUGUUGCCUAGCGUAAUCAAUGGAAAUACAAACGAUAGACUUGGUUUUUCCUGUCCAAUUUCUACAUAGAUAACAUCACCUUCGUGUGUGGUAACGAGGAACUACUUUAUACUAGAAUACGUAGCAGUUUUGUUAUGGUAUGGCUAAUUAGCAGACAAGAUCACUUUCAUAGACAAUCAUCUACAAUCACAACAGACCUUUUUAACAGCAGACAUUUUGACAUGUCAAAGCAGGAAAAGCCCUAAUGUAUGUAACUAAUAAUGCAUGUACUGUAUGUAUGUUAACGAUAAUGAUGGCUCCAUUUUAGUUAGGUACGCCAGUUCCUGGGUCCUGGUAUUUUGCAUGCUGGCAUGGAAACUGCAAAAUAUUUCAU
Perca flavescens (yellow perch) is the source of this 10623-nucleotide messenger RNA. It is a transcript of the gene mia2, whose product is annotated as MIA SH3 domain ER export factor 2. Gene Ontology annotation, biological process: protein secretion; vesicle cargo loading; endoplasmic reticulum to Golgi vesicle-mediated transport. The coding region runs from base 47 to 8773 and encodes 2908 amino acids. Gene Ontology annotation, molecular function: protein binding. Gene Ontology annotation, cellular component: endoplasmic reticulum exit site; endoplasmic reticulum membrane. The record is from RefSeq and is a predicted model, not a curated record. Lineage: Eukaryota; Metazoa; Chordata; Actinopteri; Perciformes; Percidae. The transcript is spliced from 28 exons.